AUGGUUGCAAUCGGCUCUCUCUCCGGCCCUCUAUUCUCACCAGACCUUAUUGGUACUGAUGUUGUAACAUCAUUCCCUAAAGGUUACACUAUUCGACCUCUGGAACGAGGGGAUUAUGCAAAGGGAUUCCUUGACUGCCUCGGCGUACUGUCUGAUGUAGGGGACGUCUCCCAGGAUCGCUUCGAAGAGCGGUUUGAUUGGAUGAAGACACAAGGCCAAGGAGUGCAUUACCACGUGGUUAUCGAGCAUGAGAACCGAGUUGUCGGGACGGGUGCUAUUAUCGUAGAGAGAAAGUUUAUUCACAAUCUUGGAUUAAUUGGACAUAUCGAGGAAAUCGCGAUCAGGGAAGAUUUCCAAGGCAAAGGCCUUGGUCUGAAGCUACUGGCCAGUCUUUCGUCUGUUGCUAAGAAUGUCGGAUGCUACAAGACGACUCUGGGGACCAGUCCGGAAAACGAGCCGUUCUAUGUCAAAUGUGGCUACAACAGGUCGGGCAACAUCAUGAACCAGUACUUCGAAGAGCCCAAGGAAUCGUAUUAUCGGGGAUAA
Fusarium mangiferae is the source of this 546-nucleotide messenger RNA. Its product is annotated as putative glucosamine-phosphate N-acetyltransferase. NCBI's taxonomy places the organism in Eukaryota, Fungi, Ascomycota, Sordariomycetes, Hypocreales, Nectriaceae. The coding region runs from base 1 to 546 and encodes 181 amino acids. The record is from RefSeq and is a predicted model, not a curated record. Gene Ontology annotation, molecular function: glucosamine 6-phosphate N-acetyltransferase activity; monosaccharide binding. Gene Ontology annotation, cellular component: endoplasmic reticulum; endoplasmic reticulum-Golgi intermediate compartment; Golgi apparatus. The transcript is spliced from 2 exons. Gene Ontology annotation, biological process: UDP-N-acetylglucosamine biosynthetic process.